AUGAAUGUUUUAACUUUGGAUGGUUUCGUGAAGAGUGAUUUGUUGGUGUUGAAGGAGAAGAUUAGUGAGCUUACAAAUGGCGAUAAUAAAGUAAGUAGUCUUGUUCAAGGUCAGUUAGAUGCGCUCAAACAGAAAAAAGAAAAUGAGUUGGAUAAGAUUGCUGGUAAUAAUGGCACAAUUAAGAAAGAGACGGACACUGGACUUGUAGAGAAGUUUGACAGGCUUAUCCAAAGUCCGCUUGACACUAAAGUCAAAGCAGUUGACCAGGCGAUUGAGGCGCUUGGCGGGAAUUUUAAGAAUGGUGGUGAUCUGAAUAGUCUUCAAAGCAUUUUUGAUCAUAUUAAAGGAGAGGUUGGGAAGAUAAAGGGGAAGGCGGGGACGGGAGAUUGGCCAAUUGAAGGUGCCACGGGUCUGACGGGGAUCGCACAGGGAUUGGAGCAUUAUUUCAACUUUUUCAGGAAUAAAUUCGGAGAUGCAGUCGGCGGCUGGGUAGACGAUAUCAUGCGUAAUAACGGUCUGGUUAAGAAACUGCUUGGUUGGCAGGAUAACCCGGCGGAGACGCUUGAUGAUUACAUGAAGAACAGUGGUCUCGGAGGCCUUAUUAGGUCUCCGAUUAAUUUAAAAAUUAACGAUGCCGAAGCAGCGUUUAAGAAUGGUAAUGCUUCCGACAUGGCAGAUCAAAUCACGAAGGUCAAAAAUGCCUGCCAGGCAUUUGCCGAAGCGCUUGACGCGGAACUGAAGAAGGAUCCGGGGAGCGGUGUCCUUGCGAUGGCCAAGCAGGCUAAGAAUGCGUGGACAGAAUUUGGUGACUCUGAGAGAGAAAGCAAAAGAACAUCCUUGGGAAGGGCCUUAGCUGAGGCAAACUGCGGAUGCAGAGACUGCCAAGCCAGCGGAGGCAGAGGUAAGGAUAAUUGCCUAAAAUGCGACAAGAAGGAAUGCAACCUCACGCAAGCCAUCGCCACUACCAUCGUAACAGUGUCCUCCGUGAGCAGACAAGUCAGCAAGGAGCUUCACUCAGUGCUGCUCGGCAAUGGGACCGCAACGAUAAACAUCGCAGAACUGUUGGAUAAAGCGAAAAAGGCAACUGAAGAUCUUCAAGGUCAGCUUGACAAUGCGACUAAUCAACAAAAUAUCGGCACCAUCCAAGAAAGCCCCGCCCAAGCCGUGGACAGCAAGUUGAAGGCGGUGAGGGAUUUCGUGAGUGGAGAGCAGCUUACAAAAACAGAAUUUCCUAAAGUCACAGGUGAUCUAACAAAGGCAGUUAAAGAACUUCCCGACGCCGUUAAAGAAUUCGACGAGAAAGCUCAAGCACAGAUCAAGGCUGCGGCCCAGAAGGCUAUUAAGGAGGCGGCUGAGGUGAUUAAGGAGGUGGGUGGUGAAAUAAAGCUUGGCAAACAUCUCAUGGAAAAAUUUGAGGAAUCCCACGGGAAGAUAAAAAGUGGGCUCGAAUCACAACUUCAAGGUAAAGUUAAUGACAACAUUGGGCCGGAUGAUCCGCCGGGUGGUCAAGGUGGUGGAGUUGGUCAAAAAUUCAAACUUGCUACAGGAAAAUUCGAACAUUAUGAAAAACAUGUUACACAACCUUUAGAUUCCUCUAAAACUCUAACCGGUAAAGCAGAUGCAAAUGAAGGCAAACUCCCACUGGCGAUCGGGAAUAUUAGAGAUGAGGGUCUGGCAGAGCUUGAAAAUACUCUAGGUGACCAAGCCGGCAAGAUUAACACUACAACCUUCACUGGUCCGUUCAAAUUAAUUGAGAAAGAGCUUGAGGAGAUCAAGAAAUUGGUUAGUGAUGCUGGUAGCGGCAGUUCGUUCCUAGGGGAAAUGAAAAACAAGGGCGUCAAAACAUUAUUGUCUGAGCUUCAGAAGGGACUUGCAAAUAGUAAAGUAGACUAUGUCUUUGAUAAAGGCCUUGACGCAAUCAAAUCGGCGAUUAGCACUCUGAAAACAGGGACGUAUGAUGAGAAAACUAAGAGCAUCGGAGAUGCCAUCGACCUUAUUAAGCAGCAGCUCACAGAGCUUAGAGAGAAGUUGCAAAAGACACCAGGCAACGAUGUGAUUAAGACGCUGGCAGAGAUGCAAACCAAGGGCCUUGGCACACAGGAUGAUUGGACACCGAACGGUGGUAAACCUCUCAGUGGUCUCGGGAAAAUCCAGCAGGGACUUCAGGAGCAGAAUGAGAAACUAGGCGAACAUAACAAACAAAUAGGGGAGGCCAUAAAAAUAGUGCGGAAAGAAAUUGAGUUGCAACUUUUCAGGAUAGGGUACAGGUUGGAUAAUAAACACAGUACUGAUGACAUCGCUGACCAUUUGAAGGCAUUACAAAAGCAUCUUGGUAUAGGGAAGGCAAAUUAUGGGAAUAAUCUUCAGAAAAUUCAUAAUGAAAUUAAAAACCUUCAUGACACGCCAUUUCAACAGCAUCCCACUAAAAUCGACAACGCCAAGAAAGAAAUUGUAGAUGAACUCACUACCCUUCGAACGGAGUUGCUAGACACCAAGGACAACGAUGUCAUUGCAACACUGAACGAUUUGAAGGGCGUUGAACUAAGUGGUGAUAAGUGGGAUAAAAAUGCAGCUGGAAAAAAUAAAAGCCUUAAAAAUAUCGAAGAUGAACUUGGACGUCAACAAAAAACGUUGAAUGACCAACCGCCUCAAAUCACUGCCGGCGUCCAGGAAAUCACCAGUGAGCUUGACAGCCUUAGAGGGACGUUGAACACUGAAGUCACCGAUAAGUUGACGGAACUGAAAAGCAAGGGGCUAACUGAUAAGGAUUGGAGAAAAGAAACAAGUAUAAAAGGGCAUGGAAAAGAUCAAUAA
Molecule: messenger RNA, 2814 nt
Organism: Babesia ovata
Lineage: Eukaryota; Apicomplexa; Aconoidasida; Piroplasmida; Babesiidae
Product: Extracellular matrix-binding ebh, putative
Exons: 1
Coding region: 1-2814 (937 amino acids)
Source: RefSeq, a predicted model, not a curated record